This is a messenger RNA of Gossypium raimondii (Peruvian cotton), 963 nucleotides long. RefSeq lists its product as uncharacterized. Bases 1 to 489 code for a protein of 162 amino acids. The transcript has 4 exons. NCBI's taxonomy places the organism in Eukaryota, Viridiplantae, Streptophyta, Magnoliopsida, Malvales, Malvaceae. The record is from RefSeq and is a predicted model, not a curated record.
AUGUUGGUACAAAAGCGAGACCUAGACAUCAGUCGUCCCCCUAUCCCACCGUCGACAAUUAGAGUCAGAGUCUACAAGUCAAUCUAUCAUGAAAUCGGCAUCAAUUCUCAAGUUACAUUCAGUAAAUCCCUAACUCUUUUUUAUCUUUUAAUUCUCAAGAUACAUUUGGAUGAAAAUCUUCUUUGUCUGACACGAGAUGCUAAGUCGGAUUCUGUUCCAGAUCUUCAACAGCAGGUUGUAGGGUUAAAGGUCGAGUUGUGCAGGUUGCUGGAAGAGAAAAGAUCAGCUAUUCUCAGAUCUGAUGAACUGGAGAUAGCAUUGAUGGAGAUGGUUAAGCAGGACAAUCGACGCCAAUUAUGUGCUAAGGCAAAUACAAAAAGGUUACAACCAGUUUCUGGAUUAUUAUCGGCUUUACUAGUUAAAUAUCCAAACAUGUUGCAGCUGGCCCAGAGGGCCUUUAUCACAUAUAGAGCAAUGAUUUUCUUUUGAAGGAUGAUGGACCAAAUGUUGAAGGAAAUACUAGUGAAAUUAGAGAUAUCGUGUAUGCUCCUUAUUUAUAUAUUUACAUAUAGAGCAAUGAUAAGAUGGCCUUGCAAUAAUGAAAAAAUAAUUUCAUUUAUGUACUAGUAGGUUAAAUGGUAAAUUCUUUUAUAUAGCUGCUUUGGCUCGUAAGCUUACCUGGUUACGUGGUAACUUGCACAGAUUCUAGUUUUUCUUUUUCUAGGAAUAGGUAGAUCGUUUUACAUUAGUCAAUUAUGUAUGCCCCUAGGUAGUUUUACCUUAAAUAUUUGUUUUAUUUUUAGUCCAUUACUUGAAAUCAGUUUUUGAGCUGGUUUUCUUAUUUUCAGGUCAGCAACACAGAUCUUGAAGAAAAAAAGGCUGAAGAUCAAUGUUCAUAGGCCUGUGGGGACAAGGGUUGUCUUUGAUGAGGAAGGUAACACAAAGGCACCACUUGCUAUGUUC